Molecule: messenger RNA, 2063 nt
Organism: Talpa occidentalis (Iberian mole)
Lineage: Eukaryota; Metazoa; Chordata; Mammalia; Eulipotyphla; Talpidae
Gene: MEFV
Product: MEFV innate immunity regulator, pyrin
Exons: 9
Coding region: 1-1653 (550 amino acids)
Molecular function (GO): protein binding; zinc ion binding
Source: RefSeq, a predicted model, not a curated record
AUGACCCAGACCCCCAGUGACCUGCUGCUCUUCUCCCUGGAGGAGCUGUUGCCCUACGAAUUCGAGAAGUUCAAGUUCAAGCUGCAGAACGCCAGCCUGGAGAGCGAGCACCGCCACAUCCCCCGGGGCCAGCUCCAGCUCGCCAAGCCCGUGAAGGUGGCCUCUCUGCUGGUCAGUCACUACGGGGAGCAGUUUGCCAUGCGGCUGACCCUGCACAUCCUGAGGGCCAUCAACCAGCACCUCCUGGCAGAGAAGCUGCACCGUGCCCUGGGCCCAGGGAGGCCGUGGCAGCAGGCGGGGUGUCCCCUCUGCCCAGCCCAGGAAGGAACCCCAGCCGGGGCGUCCUGUGUGCAUGGUCCCUGCAGCUACUCCAUGGAGCCUGCGAGUCCCAGAGCCUCCGGCAGCCCCAGCGCCCAGCUGCUGCCGCAGUGUGAGCGGCACAUGAAGCAGGCCCGGCUGCUCUUCUGUGAGGACCAUGGGGAGCCCAUCUGCCUCAUCUGCAGGCUGAGCCAGGAGCACCGCGACCACCGGGUGCGCCCCAUCCAGGAGGCGGCCCUGGAGUACAAGGAGCACAUUCAGAAGCAGCUGGAGCACCUGAAGAGGCUGAGAAAAUCAGGGGAGGAGCGGAGAUCUCAGGGGCAAAGUGAGACAGUGAACUUCCUGAAAGAAAUCGGAAUCCAGAAGCAGAAGGUCCAGUGCCAGCUGGAAAACAUUUGCCACUUUCUGAAGCAGCAAGAGCAGCUCUUUGUGGCCAAGCUGGAGGAGCAGGAGCAGACCAUCGGGCGCGCCGGGGAGACCUAUGGCGCACGAGUGUCCCAGGACGUCGCCCUCCUCGACCAGCUGAUCGGGGAGCUGGAGGCCAAGCAGGCCCAGCCCGAGUGGGAGCUGAUGCAGGACAUCGGAGCCAUCCUGCACAGGGCCAAGAUGGUGACCGUCCCCGAGCCGUGGGCCUCCCCUGAGGAGGUGGAAGAGAAGCUCCUCUUGCUCUCCCAGAAGUCAAAGUUCAUGGAGAAGAGCGUCAAGCAGUUCUCGGAAUCCCUGCGGUUGGAAAUGAAAACCUUGCACGUUCCGGAGCUGACCGUCGCUCAGGCACAUGCCACUGCUGUGAUGCUGGACCCAGCAACCGCGCACGCCAACCUCAUCUUGUCCGCGGACCUGAGGAGCGUGAGGCUGGGAAGCAAGUCCCGCCGCCUGCCCGACAGCCCAGAGAGGUUCGACAGCUGCAUCUUCACCUUGGGCCUCUCCAGGUUCACCGGUGGCCGCCACUAUUGGGAGGUGGAGGUGGGGAGCAAGACAGGGUGGAUCCUGGGCGUCUGCCAGGUGUCGAAGAGCAGGAAGGGCAGCAUCACCCUGACCCCAGAGACUGGGUACUGGGUGGUGAUGAUGACGAGGCAGCACGAGUACCAGGCGUCCACGCUGCCCCCGACGUGCCUGCGGAUGAAGGAGCCCCCCAGGCGUGUGGGCGUCUUCCUGGACUACACAGUGGGAAGCGUUUCCUUUUACAACGUGACAGCCAAGGCCCACGUGUACACAUUCACCAGCCCCCCUCCUUCCGGGCCCCUUCAGCCAAUCUUCAGCCCCGGGACACAUGAUGGAGGGAGAAACAUGGACCCCCUGACCAUCUGUCCAGUGGGGGGGCCGGGGUCCCACUGAACGCCCAGCACUUUGCCUCUCCACGCUCUUGGCCUUGCGUCUGGGAUUCAUACACUCGAGUCAGGAUUGAGCCCUGGUGGUGGCCACCUGCUGUGGGGACCCGGCCCUCUGCCCCCGGAGCUGGCGAACAGUAGCAGACACAGCUGGGCACACGGAUGUCGAUAAACCGAGGGUGAGGCCAGAACACGAGUGCUGGUGAUCUCCUUGGAUUUCAGAGCAGGAAGUAGGUGACUCGGACUGAAUCCUCCCAUGGAUCAGCACCCUCAGCACCCGUGAGGCAGAGCUCCCACCUCGCUUGCCCUCAGGGCCCCAGACCAAGGGUGUGAGCCCUUCAUUCUGUCCUCCUGUGUGUUCGUACCUGGAUUAAUGAACUAAGGUUCUUAAAAGUACUGAGUGGGCCUCACGGAUCA